CAGACGGAGCUGUGCCGCAGCUGGAAGGAGUCAGGCUCAUGCCGCUACGGAUCCAAGUGCCAGUUUGCGCACGGGGAGAAGGAGCUGAAGCCUGUGCAGCGCCAUCCCAAGUACAAGACCGAGCCCUGCCGCCAAUUUGCAACGACUGGCGCCUGCCCCUACGGCUCCCGCUGCCGCUUCAUCCAC
This is a messenger RNA of Coccomyxa subellipsoidea C-169, 186 nucleotides long. RefSeq lists its product as hypothetical. Gene Ontology annotation, molecular function: metal ion binding; mRNA binding. Lineage: Eukaryota; Viridiplantae; Chlorophyta; Trebouxiophyceae; Coccomyxaceae. The annotation marks the transcript as partial. The record is from RefSeq and is a predicted model, not a curated record. The transcript is spliced from 2 exons.